AUUAGCAGACAAGAUACAUUCCAUGUGUGGAAUACAGCGUGGAGACCUUACAGCUGGCACAUACACAUACAACUAUAUUUACAUCCAUACACAUUGAAUGCACGCAGACAUACAUUUUAUAUUGGAUAUAUAUAUUUAUGAUACAGCACUCACAUAUUAUAUACACUGUAACAAACGAGUGGGGACCAGGACCAAAACAAAACUUUCUGAUCAUGCACAUUGGCACUUUUCUACAGCAACUGGUGGAGACCUGCUUGGUGGUGUAGGAUUACUUAUAUGUCACAACCUGCAGAAUCUGAACUGAAGGCAUUUCCUGGCUGUUCAGCGCAGAGAAAACCGGGAGUUUCCAGUACAAACCCGUCACUGUGGGUUGAGCUGUCAAAAGCGGGACUGUCCAGCUGAAAACGGGACAGUUGGGAGGUCUGGUGUAAGCACUCAAGAUGAAUCAGUGCUUUUAUAAUGAGAGUAUUAAGUUCUUUUACAACAAUAGCGGGAAAGAACUCUAUGACACAUGGAGGACCAAGGACAAGCUGGUGGUGGUUUUGGGACUUACAGUGUGUGUCUUUGUGAUGUUGUUCAACCUGCUUGUGAUAACCGCCAUUAUCAUCAACAGAAGAUUCCACUAUCCAAUCUAUUAUCUCCUGGGGAACCUGGCUGCAGCCGACCUGUUUGCUGGGGUUGCUUAUACCUACCUCAUGUUCCACACGGGGCCAAAUACAUCUAAAUUAACCAUAAAGACCUGGCUCGUUCGACAAAGUCUACUGGACACUAGUUUGACAGCAUCAGUGGCCAACUUACUGGCCAUAGCUGUAGAAAGGCACCAGACAAUAUUCACCAUGCAGCUCCAUAGCAAGAUGUCAAACCAACGAGUGUUCAUCCUUAUUGCCUGCAUAUGGAUUAUAGCGUUGUUGCUGGGUCUGAUCCCAUCUUUUGGUUGGAGUUGUAUUUGCAACAUAAGUGCUUGUUCCAGAAUGGCUCCUCUUUAUAGCAGGAGCUACCUGAUCUUCUGGGCAGUAUCCAACUUGGUGGCCUUUCUGAUCAUGAUGGGGGUCUACUUGCAUAUCUUUAUCUACGUCAAGAGGAAGAUGACAAGGAUGUCCCAGCACACGUCGUCUCAACCCAAGUAUCGGGAGACCAUGAUAAACCUAAUGAAAACUGUCUUCAUUAUCUUAAGUGCCUUUGUGAUCUGCUGGACACCUGGCCAAGUUGUCCUCCUCCUGGAUGGUUUAAAUUGUAAGAGCUGCAACGUUCUGGCUGUUGAGAAGUAUUUCCUGCUCCUGGCUGAGAUCAAUUCCGUCAUCAAUCCUAUUGUAUACUCUUAUCGGGACAAUGAGAUGAGACUCACAUUCAAGCAGAUUCUUUGCUUCUGCUGCAACAGGGGCUCCAAAUACUCACCGGCUUCCCUUAAGUCAACUAAUACAGAGAGGAGAGUCUUGGCUGACAAUGGACACUCAAUGAGAGAAUGCAGUCUUUAGGCAUGUGUCUUCUGUAAUGCUCUCUGUCAGGAGCCCCAAAAUGUUAAAUCCACAUGAGAUACUACCAGUUGGAGUGCGGCCCAGCCCAUAACAAAUCUAAAGUAGGAUUUCAUGUGGACACAAAGUAACGUUCUUCAAGAUGCAUUGUCGUUUAUCUUUGGAAUGUUCCAUGGAAGGACAUUUGAUGACUGAGCCAAUGGUGCUGCCUUAUUUUUUUUUGUAUGGACACAUACAGAGGCUUCUCAAACUACCUUUAUAUAUCCAUACCACUAUUGGGAACCUUAAGAUUCAUAAAGACUUCUCUAGGCUAAGCCACAUUUAAAAACAUGGUGUAAUUUACGAUGAAAACAUUGUAGCGGACUUUUUUUUUGUGCCCAAUGGAUGAACAGUACCAUCUUCCAGUGGAAGAUGGCUAAUCAUUACAUGUAGCCACCAUGUCUCAAUGGGAUGUGCUAAUAUAGAGAUGUGUCAUCAAGGACUUGGAUGUUAAGGGUCUCAUUUGGGAGGGCAGUCUGGCUAACUAUGGCCUUCCUCUCUGACCACCACAUGCCAUUUUGAAAAAGUGCCUUGAGAUCACACUAUAUCUCACAUGGUUUGUCUUGUUAGAUAUUCCGGCCUGACAUUGCCAGCCAUGCUUGGAAGGGGGACUAUAGUCAUAGGGGAUUGCUAUGCUGCUUUCUAUGGUCAUCUCUACUUGAUUAACUAAACUCGCCUUCAGCUAUCCUCCAGGGGAGCCCUGCUUCUUUUUUUAUUGGGUGUUGUGCACUGUCCCAACUUGAGGUAUAGAGUAUUGGUGCACAGUAAUGAGUGGAGUACCCUGUUCUUCUACUAUGUCCUUAACUUGGGAGAAGAGGGCAAUACAAGGGGGAUCAAAAAUGGUUUUAGGCUUCUAAAUUCCAUAGGACUGUAGUCUUUGGGAUAUGGCAUGUUGACCCUAUAACUAUACUAAAUAAUGAAAUUAAAGUAUGACUUUAUUUGCCCUUUUCCUAAUGGCAAACGUGGGUGCAAUGUUCUGCCAUUACUCACCAUGGAUCACCUUCCAUAAACUAGAAAAUGGUUAACUGAAUCUUGGGAAGGCAAGGUGAGGCUAAGUGAUACCACAAUGUGCUCAAAGGGAAUAGCAUGUAUCCUCUAUUAUGGCUUUAAGCACAUUGUUACUGAAUGUUUACAGUCUGACUGUAUGAAAAAAAGUAUAUUCAGAGAAUUGAACCUGUGACUGCAAAAGGGACCAGCAAUGCAGUUAUUAUGAAAUAAUAUAUAUUUUGUUAUUGUCCGCUUUUAUAUAAACCCUUUUUUGUGUGGU
Xenopus laevis (African clawed frog) is the source of this 2778-nucleotide messenger RNA. It is a transcript of the gene lpar2.S, whose product is annotated as lysophosphatidic acid receptor 2 S homeolog. The coding region runs from base 441 to 1475 and encodes 344 amino acids. NCBI's taxonomy places the organism in Eukaryota, Metazoa, Chordata, Amphibia, Anura, Pipidae. The record is from RefSeq and is a predicted model, not a curated record. Gene Ontology annotation, molecular function: G protein-coupled receptor activity; lysophosphatidic acid receptor activity. The transcript has 4 exons. Gene Ontology annotation, biological process: signal transduction; G protein-coupled receptor signaling pathway. Gene Ontology annotation, cellular component: endosome; plasma membrane; cell surface.